This is a messenger RNA of Symbiodinium necroappetens, 188 nucleotides long. Lineage: Eukaryota; Dinophyceae; Suessiales; Symbiodiniaceae. The record is from the annotation of a GenBank genome assembly.
GCACAGCAUUUUCAGAGCGUGAAGAAGGUACAGAUGUUCUACGAGAUGAACUCGGAGGUCCUUCAGAUGGCAGGCGACGUCUACCGCGAGCAGGUGGAAGAGGACGAGGAGGAACCUGUCUUCCCGCUCCCCGAGGUGACGGAUGUCUUCAAGGAUACCAACAACAAGCAGAUCCUGGUCAACCUCCU